Molecule: messenger RNA, 2031 nt
Organism: Paraglomus brasilianum
Lineage: Eukaryota; Fungi; Glomeromycota; Glomeromycetes; Paraglomerales; Paraglomeraceae
Source: the annotation of a GenBank genome assembly
AUGGACGAUGGCUCCCCGUUAGACGAUUGGGAUUGGUUAAACGAUGAUACGAACAGAUUAUACAUUGAGCCAUCAACACGCUGGUCUCGCGAAAAGACACGAUACCUGUUUAAGACUAAUUUCUUAACACCUUACAAAAUAUGCCUACUAGCAUUAAUCGAUGCUUAUUGUGAUCAAGGGAAUGAAGACUUUGAAGUGCCAUUAUUAUAUUUCCUAAUUGAUAGGUUGAGCGUUUGUGAUGAUUAUAGCUAUCCGGAGCCAACACUGCCUGAGCUUUGUGCAAGAAUGGAAGAAAGCGAUAGUAUUAAUGGAAAAUCGAUAAAAAUGACCCUCUUCGAUAAGUUAAGAGAUCUCGAGACACCGCAUGAAUUUAUCGAGUAUAUACAACAUACGGGAACCCUGUUAACAAGAAAUGAACUUAAAGACGAGGGGAAAGGACUGUCUCGUUACAGCCUAUUUGGCAUCUUCGUGCGUCGAUGCCAUAUUGAAUGUUUGCGCUUGUCUUUUGCUGAGAUUUCACUUAUUUGGAAUGCGUUUGUAGAAUACAAAUUAUCAUGUCUUUCACUUGAGCCUGACAGAAGUGUGUAUACUUUAUCUCACAUGGCAAAAGAGUAUACGAUGCAUAAACAAGAGAUUAUUUCUAAAAAUGAUGCAGAGAAGUUUGCUGUGUAUGUAAUAACUCAACUACAGUUAUAUGGAGGAAUAUUACCUCCUCAUCUUGAGAAUAAAAUACGAAUGAUUCACAAAAGACUUCCCGAGAUAUCUACUAUAUAUUAUAUAGAAUAUAUAGACUGUAUGCAAUCGGGAGAAUAUGAAGGUGCUUUACGUAAUUUCUACAAUUUCUCUAACUUUUGUCCAGUGGAUGAAGGAUACAGUAAAUCGUGGUAUCAGCAUGUAUUAUUGAAUCUCGUAAAACUGCAUGCUAAGUUUGGACACAAGGAACAAGCAUUGUUGGGUGAAUCGCCCACCGAUGUCUUCGAGUCUCUCCUGAAGAGCUCUUCAUUGAAUCUAAGUGCACCUUGCGCUGUGAACGAGCAAUCUCAUCUUCUGUUGGCUAGUGUCUGGGACAUUUAUGGUAACAAUGGAUUGUCCACUUUAUACUCUUCUCAAAUAAUAACAAAGAAACGUCCAAAUCCAGAAGAUAGUGUCAUUGCAUAUUGCCAAAUAGCCGAACAUCAUAUGUUAAAUGGAAAUUAUACAGAGGCAAUAAGACUGUUUAUGGACUCUAUCGAUAUUUUUAUUGAUAUACGUCGAGCAGCAUCUCAAUGGAUAUCCUCUCUUGGAAGAAUAAAAUACACCAAAAGUCUAGAGAGCUGCGAGUUCCAUAACAUCGAAGCAUUAGAGACCCAAUUACGUGCAGCCUGCCAAUACGAUCCAAUAGUAGCUGCCGAUUUCGAAUACCAAAGAGCAUCUCAUCUAGCCAAGAGCAAUAGAGAAGACAUGAGCAGUCGUCUUCGGUCAACAAAUCAAAUGAACGUUGCCAAUUAUUUGCUGAAAUUGGCUGAAAUCAGGAUGAUGUCAACUCACCAAACAUCGGCGCUUCCAUACGUGUUAUCUUCUCUCUGCUUAAGUGAACGAUUUCAUUAUCGUAGUAGUUACUUAAUGGCCAUUAUUCGACUUGCUGAGAUCCUUUUGGGUUUCAACCUGGCUACUAGAUCUAUUGGCAUGAUAGAGAAGAUUAUGCCAGAACUGCUUGCAGAGCAUUCUUUGCGUUUACAAUCAGUUGGACAGUUGGUAUACGCUGAAUGCAUUAUCGCAAGCAUUACUGAGGAUCAACGGGCUGGAAGAAUACCUACGAAUAGUCUCAACGAUACUGUUCCGUUCUUGGAAGCAGCUCUUACAGGUUUUUCUCGCCUAUGUUCAAUUACCGAAGCCCUCAAAGUGCUUCAGUUGCAAGCUUACGUUUAUAAUGUGAUGGAAUCUUUUUCUUUACGGGAUAAGGCUGCUUCUGCUUAUCUAAAUCUGCUUAAUGACCUGGAAUUUAAUGAGAGCAGACAUCCUGACCAUGAUAGUUAUUAUUAUGGCAAGUAA